CUGAGCAUGCGCACUCUACUGUACAUCUGCACGAUGGACGGAGUCAGGGAAUUAGCUAUUCUUAUCCUUACUUUUCUGUGUUUAACAUUUGUGAAUUGUACUGAUGAUAUUUUGGUUGCCUGCGGAGGGUUCGUCAAGUCAGAUGUGGACAUUAAUUACUCUCUCAUUGAGAUAAAGUUGUACACUAAACAGGGCUCACUGAAAUACCAGACUGACUGUGCUCCAAUCAAUGGUUACUUUAUGAUCCCACUCUAUGACAAGGGUGAUUUUGUUCUAAAGAUAGAACCACCUUCAGGAUGGAGCUUUGAUCCAACAACGGUUGACCUACAUGUGGAUGGAAUUACUGAUAUCUGCACUAAAGAACAAGACAUCAACUUCUUCUUUACUGGGUUUUCAGUCCUGGGAAGUGUCUUGAGUAAGGGGCAUUUGUUGGGCCCUGCAGGGAUUGAAGUUAGUUUGAGAAAAGCAGGCGAAGAUGAUGUUCUUCAGAGUGUCUUCACACAAGCUGGUGGCCAGUAUACCUUUAGCAAGGUGCUUCCUGGAAGUUAUGACAUCACAUCCUCUCACACCUCAUGGACAAUGGAGCAGAGCUCAACCACUGUUGUUGUGACAAAUGAAAAUGCCCCCGCCGCAGCUCCUCUUGUGGUAAAAGGCUAUGAUGUCUCUGGGGAGGUGCAGAGUGAUGGCGAACCAAUGAGAGGAGUCAAUUUCCUCCUCUACUCUGCUAGCAUAACUGAAGCGGAUAUCAAUGGCUGCAGUUUUGCUCCUGUGAACGGGGCUUUGUCUGGCGAGCCCUCCCUUGUGUAUUUGUGCAGUGUUCAAUCUCAAAAUGAUGGCACUUUCUCCUUUCCUUGCCUUCCCAGUGGGGAAUACACUGUGAUCCCAUACUACAGAGGCGAGAGGAUCACUUUUGAUGUUACUCCUUCUCGCAUGGAUUUCAAAGUAGAACACAACAGUUUAAUGUUGGAGCCAAUAUUUCGGGUCAUGGGAUUCUCAGUGAUGGGCAGAGUUCUGAAUAGCCCCAAUGGAGAGGGUGUUGCAGAUGCUGUAGUUACGCUAAACAACCAAAUUAAAGUGGAAACUAAAGAAGAUGGUUCUUUCCGGUUGGAGAAUAUGACCACAGGCACCUAUACAAUCAACACACAGAAAGAGCUGAUGUUCUUUGAGCCAGUUACAGUGAAGAUUGCUCCCAGCACCCCUCAGCUGCCGGACAUCAUCACUGCUGGGUUUAGUGUGUGUGGGCACAUCUUAGUCACCCGUCUUCCUGAGGGUGUUAAGCAGCUUGGGCGCUACAAGGUUAUGCUAUCUGCCCAUGCUGUCCAGACCAUCGAAAGCGACAAUCAUGGAGCAUUCUGCUUCCAAGUUAAACCAGGAGAAUACAGCGUGCAGGUGACCCUCCCUGAAGCUGAAGUGAAGGCUGGGCUUGCUUUACAGCCACAUACUCUCAAUAUCUCACUGGUGGAUCGUCCCAUCACUGACCUUCUCUUUACUCAGUUCAUCGCAUCUGUAACGGGCUUUGUUUCCUGUCUUGCGGUGUGUGGAGAUCUGACCAUCACCCUUCAGCCUGUCAGCAGACAGGGAGAGAGGCAGAACCUCCAGCUGUCUGCCAGCGGUGAAACCCUCAGCUUCACUUUCAGUAGUGUACUACCUGGCAAGUACAAAGUGGCCAUCACCCAGGACGAGUGGUGCUGGAAACACAAGUCAGUGGAGGUUGAUGUAGUGGACUCAGACAUACAAGGAGUGGAGUUCAGACAGACCGGAUAUUUGCUACGCUGCACGCUGUCCCAUGCCAUUACUCUGGAAUUUUUCCAAGAUGGAAGCACGCCUGAAAAUGUUGGCAUUUACAAUCUGUCCAAAGGAGUAAAUCGCUUUUGUCUGUCCAAACCAGGUGUUUACAAAGUGACUCCACGGUCCUGUCACCAGUUUGAACAAGAUUACUACACCUACAACACGUCUGCCCCAAGCAUCUUAACCCUGACUGCGAUCAGACACCACAUGACCGGACUCAUCACCACUGAUAAGAUGCUUGAUGUCACAGUCACCAUCAAAUCUUCCAUUGAGAGUGAGCCUGCCCUGGUUCUGGGACCCCUGCGAUCAAUUGAGGAGCAGCGACUGGAACAGCAGCUAGUGGACAUAGCUGCCCGUAGGAAAGAGAGGGAGGAAAGAGCAGAAAGAGGAGAGGAGCAGAACCCACCCAUGGAAGAGAAACCAGAUGUCCUCCAUGAGCCUUUUCACUAUGACUUCUCCUACUGGGCACGGGCUGGAGAGAAGAUCACGGUCACACCUUCCUCCAAAGAACUGCUGUUUUACCCUCCUGAAGUAGAGGCUACAAUCACUGGAGAGAUCUGUCCGGGUCAAAUGGUGGAGAUUGCUGGCCGUGCCGGGCUAUUCCUCAAGGGGCAGGUGUCGCCUACACUGGAGGGUGUGGAAAUCUCCAUUAAGGAGAGUGGGGCCACAACGCCUCUCAUUGCAGUUCUCACAGAUGCUAGCGGAACCUACAGUGUUGGACCCCUACAUAGUGACUCUCAGUAUGAUGUCAGUGCCAGUAAAGAGGGCUUUGUCCUGACCCCUGUGGAGGGAAAGACAGGAGACUUCAAGGCAUUUGCCUUGGCAGGCGUCACGUUUGAGAUCAAGUCAGACGAUGGUGUCUCUCUCUCUGGGGUUCUGCUCUCUCUAAGUGGGGCCAACUUCCGCUCAAACUUACUCACUCAGGACACAGGCCUCCUUACCUUCAACAACCUGAGUCCUGGCCAGUACUAUUUCAAGCCCAUGAUGAAGGAGUUCCGCUUUGAGCCCUCCGCACAGAUGAUCACCGUAGAAGAAGGACAGGUUCUCCAUAUUCCCAUCACUGGCUUCAAAACCGCAUACAGCUGCUACGGGACGGUGCAGUCACUAGGUGGCAAUGCAGAGCAGGGUGUUGCCGUGGAGGCAUUGGGGCAGGGAGAGUGCAACAUGUACAGUGAGGACACGGUCACUGACGAGGAGGGCCGCUUCAGACUUCGAGGCUUGCUGCCUGGGUGUGACUACAACAUUCAACUGAGAGGGGAAGGAAAUGACCACAUAGAGAGAGCACUGCCGCCACACAAAACCAUCAAGGUGGGCAACACUGACGUUGAUGGACUAAACAUCAUUGCCUUCAGACAGAUCAAUCAGUUUGAUCUCAGUGGCAAUAUCAUCACAACUCCUGACCAUCUUCCUACUCUCUGGGUAAAGCUGUACAAGAGUGACAACCUUGACAAUCCCUUCCAGAGUGUGUCCCUCGGCCAGUCCCUGUUCUUUCACUUUGCCCCCCUGCCACGUGAUGGAGAGAGCUAUGUGUUGAUGCUGGACACAUCACUCUCUCGCUCCCAGUAUGACUUCAAACUUCCACAGGUUUCAUUCACGUCCUCUGGUUACCACAAACAUAUAACACUGACCUUUAACCCAAAGAGGAAAAUGCCAGAUCAAGAUGUUGCCCAGGGAUCCUACAUUGCCCUUCCUCUGACUCUACUGCUGCUGCUUGCUGUGUAUAAUCAUGAGCGGGUCAUGCCACUUCUUCUGCAGCUGGUCAGUCAGGUCCAGGGUGUUCGAGGCAUCGCUCAGUCAAGCGGGGAUGGACUCGCUGUGGACGAAGCCAAGCGCCAGUCAAAGAGGCCGAAGAUGAGACGCACUUGAGAGCCCGGAGUGACCUAAUAUGAAGGCCAAGCCAACCACGGCAUUCACAUCUCUUAAAUCUCUCUGGUUUUCAGCCAAUUUGAUUUGAGUCCCAUUAUAAAAAAAAUCUCACAUGAGACAACGUAAUUUUCUGGACAUCUUGGGUAUAAUAUGAGGUUUAUUUACUCUGGGUGUAGUUUACAUAGUGUUCUGGUGGCACAGAUUGGUAUCAUUUUAGCUUUCAGUCCCUGGCAUAUGUGAACGUGACUCGAGAGAUGAUGUGGGUUUGGUGUAUUUAUGUUAGUGAGAAAUCGCUCAGGGAGGCUGGCUGAUGUAAGUUUGUAUGUGCGUGACUGCGUGUGUGUGUGCGUGACUGCGUGUGUGUGCGUGCGUGACUGCGUGUGUGUGUGUGACUGCGUGUGUGUGCGUGCGUGACUGCGUGUGUGUGCGUGCGUGACUGCGUGUGUGUGCGUGCGUGACUAUGUGGGUGUCUGCGGGCGCGUGUGACACUGCGCGUGUGCAUGCGUGACUGCGUACGUGUAUGACUGUUUGUGUGUGACUGCGUGUGAGUGUGACUACAUGUGUGUGCGUGUGUGUUAUCUUUAGGAUAGGGAGAAUUAAUGACCCAAGUAAUUGAUUUCAAUAGUGUCCUGAAUGAGUAGAAUAUUUAUUAACAAUUUUCUCAAAUAUAAUUAUUUAGCCUAAUACUAGAUUUUAUUAAUCCCCCACUCCCAAUCAGUUACCAGUUCCUUUUUUUAAUCACAAAACAUGUACUAGAAUUAAGUUUUCUAACUUUCCCCCUCAAAUUUUUAUUUAAAAAAUCAGUGAUGUUUUUGUUUGCUUUGUUAAAAUGUCACAAGACAACCAAAAGCUAAUUUUUGACAGUUCCUUUAGAUUGUUCUGCUGUUUGAUGGGUUCAGUACAUAUUCAUUCCAUAGCAUUAAAAAUGGUCAUCAUGUGAUGAUGUGUAUGGUUACCAGAAAGAACAAUGAUAAUAAAGUGUGUUUGAAUUUACUCUUUAUUUAUUAAUUCUUUAAAUCUUCUGCUUGAUAAUUCACACCUUGUCUUUGCAUUGUAGAUGUCUUAUGCUACUCUUUACUAGCAACAAUGCAUUGCAAUGUUAUAAACCUACAGGAUAAAGUAUUUGUAACUUAUUACACAGCGGUCUGGAAUACUCUAUUCUGAUUGGUCAAUGGCGCCAUCUAGCGGUCUGUUAUUGCUCUGUAACAACUGCACAUUUUGGUCUGUUCUGAAUGGAUCACUUCAGAAGACAUGGAUUAAACAACUGGAGUCU
This is a messenger RNA of Xyrauchen texanus (razorback sucker), 4927 nucleotides long. It is a transcript of the gene nomo, whose product is annotated as nodal modulator. Gene Ontology annotation, molecular function: carbohydrate binding. Bases 7 to 3654 code for a protein of 1215 amino acids. Gene Ontology annotation, cellular component: endoplasmic reticulum membrane. The record is from RefSeq and is a predicted model, not a curated record. The transcript is spliced from 31 exons. NCBI's taxonomy places the organism in Eukaryota, Metazoa, Chordata, Actinopteri, Cypriniformes, Catostomidae.